UUCCCCGGCGGGGCGGGCGGUCCCCUCAGAGAGUCGCUGGCUCGCGGGCUCGAGUGGCGCGGCUUCCGCGGGAGCGCCGCGCCCUCCUCGUCCCAGAGGACAGCGCAGCGCGGCUGGCCAUGAGCGGCGCCGGGGAGCAGGCCCCGGAGGCCGGCGCCCGCCAGUCCGGGGACCGCCCGGCGCCGGAGCCCCCCGGCGGCGCGCUGAGCGUGGACGUGCCUGGGCUGCUGGCGCAGCUGGCGCGCAGCUUCGCGCUSCUGCUGCCGGUGUACGCGCUCGGCUACCUGGGGCUGAGCUUCAGCUGGGUGCUGCUGGCGCUCGGGCUGCUCGCCUGGUGCCGCCGGAGCCGCGGCCUCAAGGCCAGCCGCCUGUGCCGCGCGCUGGCGCUGCUGGAGGACGAGGAGCGCGUCGUGCGCCUGGGGGUGCGCGCCUGCGACCUGCCGGCCUGGGUUCAUUUUCCAGACACUGAAAGAGCAGAAUGGCUAAAUAAGACUGUAAAGCACAUGUGGCCUUUUAUUUGCCAAUUUGUAGAGAAACUUUUUCGAGAAACCAUAGAGCCAGCUGUGCGGGGAGCCAAUACCCACCUCAGCACCUUCAGCUUCACCAAGGUGGAUGUGGGCCAGCAGCCCCUUAGGGUCAAUGGUGUUAAGGUGUAUACUGAAAAUGUAGACAAAAGGCAGAUUAUUCUGGACCUUCAGAUUAGUUUUGUAGGAAAUUGUGAGAUCGAUUUGGAGAUCAAACGAUAUUUUUGUAGAGCUGGUGUGAAAAGUAUACAGAUCCACGGAACGAUGAGGGUGAUCCUGGAGCCUCUGAUUGGAGACAUGCCUUUGGUUGGAGCUCUGUCCAUCUUCUUCCUCAGAAAACCACUGUUAGAGAUUAACUGGACAGGACUGACCAACCUCCUGGACAUCCCUGGAUUGAAUGGCUUAUCUGAUACUAUCAUUUUGGAUAUAAUAUCAAACUACUUGGUGCUUCCCAAUCGAAUUACUGUUCCUCUUGUCAGCGAAGUUCAGAUAGCCCAGCUGCGGUUUCCUAUACCAAAGGGUGUCCUAAGGAUACAUUUCAUUGAAGCUCAGGAUCUUCAGGGGAAAGAUACUUAUCUUAAGGGCCUUGUCAAGGGAAAGUCAGAUCCCUAUGGAAUUAUCCGAGUGGGCAACCAAAUCUUCCAAAGCAAGGUCAUCAAAGAGAACCUGAGUCCGAAGUGGAAUGAGGUGUAUGAGGCUUUGGUCUACGAACACCCCGGACAAGAACUGGAAAUUGAGCUCUUUGAUGAAGACCCAGACAAGGAUGACUUCUUGGGAAGUCUUAUGAUUGAUCUUAUUGAAGUUGAGAAGGAGCGCCUUUUAGAUGAAUGGUUCACUCUGGACGAGGUUCCCAGAGGGAAGCUGCACUUGAAGCUGGAGUGGCUCACUCUUGUGCCUGACGCCGUGAACCUUGACAAGGUCCUGAUGGACAUCAGAGCUGACAAAGACCAAGCCAAUGAUGGCCUUUCUUCUGCACUGCUGAUCUUGUAUUUGGACUCAGCACGGAACCUUCCGAGUGUCUUCGAGGGAAACUUUGGGUGUGGCUACUUAAAAGAGAGGCGAGCGUCGGGACUAGUGUUUUGUGAGAAUACUACCUCAGUCUAUAGAGCACUAUUUUCAGGGAAGAAAAUGAACAGCAACCCAAAUCCUCUUGUCCAAAUGUCCGUCGGCCACAAGGCUCAGGAGAGUAAGAUUCGGUACAAAACCAGUGAGCCCGUAUGGGAGGAGAACUUCACCUUCUUCAUUCACAAUCCCAAGCGCCAAGACCUUGAAGUUGAGGUCAAAGACGAGCAGCACCAGUGUUCUCUGGGCGGUCUGAGGAUCCCGCUCAGUCAGCUGCUCACGAGCGAYGACAUGACCAUUAACCAGCGGUUCCAGCUCAGCAACUCAGGCCCAAACAGCACUUUAAAGAUGAAGAUCGCCCUCCGGGUACUCCAUCUCGAAAAGCAGGAGCGGCCUCCAGACCACCAACAUUCAGCUCAAGUGAAACGACCCUCUGUGUCCAAAGAAGGGAGGAAAAUACCUGUCAAAUCUCAGGUGUCUGCAUCUCCAGGCACCAGCAGGAGCAGCACGGCCCCGUCUACACCAGUCACUGGGGCAGGUGAUAGACCUGGUGUAGAAGAGAAGACCCAGCYCCCUGAGGCCAGCCCUGUGGCCCAGCGUGACCUGGGCAGAAGCUCCUCCAGCCUCCUGGCCUCUCCGAGCCACAUAUCUGUCAAGGAGCCCACCCCCAGCAUAGCCUCAGACAUAUCGCUGCCUAUCGCCACCCAGGAGCUGCGGCAAAGGCUGCGACAGCUCGAAAAUGGGACGACCCUGGGGCAGUCUCCGCUGGGGCAGAUCCAGCUGACCAUCCGGCACAGCUCCCAGAGGAACAAGCUCAUCGUGGUGGUGCACUCCUGCAGAAAUCUGAUUGCCUUCUCAGAAGAUGGCUCUGAUCCAUACGUCCGCCUGUAUUUACUGCCAGACAAGAGGAGGUCAGGGAGGAGAAAAACCCACGUGUCCAAGAAGACAUUAAACCCAGUGUUCGAUCAGAGCUUUGACUUCAGCGUGUCACUCCCUGAGGUGCAGAGGAGAACCCUGGACGUGGCAGUGAAAAACAGUGGCGGCUUCCUGUCCAAAGAUAAGGGACUUCUUGGCAAAGUGCUAGUUGCUUUGGCAUCUGAAGAGCUCACCAAGGGCUGGACCCAGUGGUACGACCUCACCGAGGAUGGCRUGAGACCACAGCUGGUUACGUAGCCCCAUGGACACGAGGGUGACCUGGGGCCUGCUGCCUCUGUCCAAUCGUACCUUCCUGCAGACGUACCAAUGCUAUUUUUAUAAUUUCAUGUACUUAGUUAUGCCUACCUUGAUGAUUUUAUAAAACUGUCGACAUUUUAGGCAAACGUGGCCAAUAUGGUCGUUGAAUGUACUGGGUUCCUUCUGUGCUUCGCCCGGCCUGCCACGAGCAGCAGGGCUGGCGUUGCUGCCCAGGGAGCGCUGACCCUCUGGGCCAGGCCUUGUUCGUCCACCUCUGAGGUGCCCUGUGCUGUGUAAAUAGACUCUAUUUUUUAUAAUCUUUACAUGCUGGCUUGGAUUCAGAAGAAAGUGGAUCAAAGAAAUACAUAUUUUCUUCUAAAACUUGUUAAAUUCUUGUGACAAAUAAUCAUUUUCAUCUUUGCAGCAGAAAGUUCACAGUGACCUAUUUUGUCGUGUUUCUUUUUAAAAAGAAAAUUUAGAAAGAUUAUCAAGUAUCUUUAUUAUAAAUGAUAAUUAUCCAUUAUAAAUGAUAAAAGAAAGUAUUCAGAAUGUCAAUGUUUUCAUAAAUACAAAGAUGUACUAUUGAGCAGUCAAGAGAAGGGCUUGUAAGGAGAAGUGCUGUGUGCCCGAGUGACAGAAAAGGUGGAGAGAGCUGUGGCAGUCCACAGACGUCUGUUUAAUUGCUUAUUGCAGCUGGUUCAUGCAGCAGUGCAAAGAUGGACACCUGAGGCUUUCCUGAAAGUGAGGCUUCCCCUGUGUGUCAUGGUCCCCAGAUGGUGAUGGAGGCUGGUUGUGAGGGACAUUGGGUCAGGUGGGGAGCUGAUGACUGAAAAAGCCUGAUGACUGGCCUGUUCACGUGAAGCAGAGCCCAGCUUUGCCACUCUGCCAGAACACAGGGCCCCACAGGACCCAGGGAGCUCUCCCACUGCCCGCGCUGAGGCCGUGCGGCCCAGCGCUGCCUGGGGCUCCUCCCUUUGUGCCAGUGCUGACCUGAGUAAUGGGGUGUUGUCGUGCAGUCCUUAUUCGGGCUUCCUUUCUGUUUAGGUGAUCAGAGCACGUUGUAGACUCUCGUGUUCCCAAGCCUGGUCCCAGGCUUGGCUGUGGUGGUGUGAGUCAUGCAGGCCUGCCAAGGGUGCACCGUGCAGAGCGGCUGCUCAUCUGUCCCAGGCGGCAGGACGGGAGGAGAGAGGGCUGCCCUGGCUGUGGGAACGCGCAGAGCUCCUCGUGCCAGUGGGAGAGUGUGCAGUGUGCUUCCUGGGCCGGGAGCUCGCUCGACCAGACAUCCCAAAGUGCCUGUGGCUGACGCSGACUGUUACUGCUCCUCCUGUCCACCACAUGAGUUUCUUUCCGUGUAUGGCUCACAUUYUUCUCCACGGUGAAUUUGUAGUGGAGUCUGUAGCUUCGGCUCACGUUGCCUUUCACCGUAGGACCAGUACAGUCCCACUGCCUCCUGUCUGCUGACACUUUCCCCUGAAGCCUGUCAGUCACCCCAGUUCUUACCAGGACUGUCCUGGGAAGAAGUUCAUGUGUCACACACACGUGACCUAUAUGUACACAGAACAUUUAAUUGUAUUUUAGUAGCCAGAGAGCAGUAAAAUCUUAUUAAUAUCUAGUUGUUUCUUGGUAUUUAGGUGUUUUUUUUGAAGAUUUUUUUUUUAAUUGUUGAAAAAUUUGGUCUACUGAAGGCUUCUAUUCCACUGUGUGAAGGGGAAGAUGCAUCAGAAUUUUCACCAACGUCCUACACAUCUGGGCUUUGCACUUUUAAUUGCUUCACUUAAUAGAAUAAAAUGCUUUAUUUAAGCAGCUAGGCAAAAUGAAUGCAGUGAAGGGCAGAGAGCCUGGAGGAGGCCAGGUGGGCAGCAGGACACGCUGCCCUCUGCUGCCGUGAGUGGGGAGAGCUGUUACCCAGGGUUUCGGUAUGAGGUCCCCACCGGCAGGUCCUGAGACCUCUGGGAAGGAAGGGGCCGGGCUAUAGUGCAGAGCUUACCCACAUGUGGGUUUCGUGCCCAGCGCAGGAGAAGGGCAAGGGAAGACCUCAGGCAGUGUGUGUCUCCCUGACAGCUCUGUCACAGCACGUGGGGAAGGCGGGCUCCACACCCAGGGUCUGACCGGGGAGGCACCUGGGUUGUCCUCAGAAUGUUAGCUCUGGGUUUCUAACAAUUGAUUUGACUACGGAAAGCCAAACCAAUGGAGGAGAAUUAGCUCAGAUGAAAUUUGAAGUGCAGUUCCKUUGGCUUGUGCCCGUGGUUUGCCCAUGCCCUGCCUUAAAGUGGGAAGGUGUUGUUUACAAGUGCCAGCCUGAAACAGGAGCGCCUUGGAGGUGGUUUACACAGUUUAUGUCUGCACUCUGAGGAGAGGUCAGUCCUGCCCCAGACCWGAAGGCCAGUGCUCCUAGACCUGGCAGCUGUGGGUUCAUUCUCUGGUUGCUGCAGAAUUCUGCUCCAGCCGGAUGGUCUGCCCCGGUGGAGGGUGGCGAGGGCCUGUCAAACCAUAGGAAGUCCUUUUUGCUUAACCAGCUUCACAUGACAGUGCAUGUAUUUAUUCAAUAAAGCUUUUACAUUA
This is a messenger RNA of Urocitellus parryii (Arctic ground squirrel), 5321 nucleotides long. RefSeq names its product extended synaptotagmin 2 (gene Esyt2). The record is from RefSeq and is a predicted model, not a curated record. Gene Ontology annotation, biological process: lipid transport. Gene Ontology annotation, cellular component: endoplasmic reticulum membrane. Gene Ontology annotation, molecular function: phosphatidylethanolamine binding; calcium-dependent phospholipid binding; calcium ion binding. Lineage: Eukaryota; Metazoa; Chordata; Mammalia; Rodentia; Sciuridae.